AUGAUGAAGACUAUGUCCAGUGGGAACUGUACCUUGAAUGUGCCAGCCAAGAAUUCCUACCGGAUGGUUGUAUUGGGAGCCUCCAGGGUGGGCAAGAGUUCCAUUGUUUCUCGGUUUCUCAAUGGCCGCUUUGAUGACCAAUACACACCCACCAUUGAAGAUUUCCAUCGCAAAGUUUACAACAUUCGAGGUGACAUGUAUCAACUGGACAUCUUGGAUACAUCUGGGAAUCAUCCAUUCCCUGCCAUGAGGAGGCUCUCCAUUCUCACAGGUGAUGUUUUCAUCCUUGUAUUCAGUUUGGACAACAGAGAAUCCUUUGAUGAGGUCAAGAGGCUCCAGAAGCAGAUCCUUGAAGUCAAAUCUUGUCUGAAGAACAAAACCAAGGAAACGGGGGAUCUGCCCAUGGUGAUCUGUGGUAACAAGAAUGAUCAUGGUGAACUCUAUCGCCAAGUGAGUUCUGAUGAAGCUGAGAAGCUUGUCUCCAGCGAUGAGAACUGUGCUUACUUUGAAGUCUCAGCAAAGAAAAACACCAACGUGAAUGAGAUGUUCUACGUUCUUUUCAGCAUGGCCAAACUACCCCAUGAAAUGAGCCCAGCUCUUCAUAGGAAGAUCUCUGUGCAGUAUGGUGAUACUUUCCACCAAAAAUCCUUCAGGAUGCAUAGGGUCAAAGAGACAGAUGCCUAUGGCAUGAUUUCCCCCUUUGCUCGUCGACCCAGUGUCAACAGUGAUUUGAAAUAUAUAAAAUCCAAAGUCCUCAGAGAAGGGCAAGCAAGGGAGAGAGAAAAAUGCACAAUCCAGUAA
Molecule: messenger RNA, 801 nt
Organism: Protobothrops mucrosquamatus (brown spotted pit viper)
Lineage: Eukaryota; Metazoa; Chordata; Lepidosauria; Squamata; Viperidae
Gene: RASD2
Product: RASD family member 2
Exons: 2
Coding region: 1-801 (266 amino acids)
Molecular function (GO): GTP binding; GTPase activity
Source: RefSeq, a predicted model, not a curated record